UCGUCACAGGCGCACACAACUGAGCCAGUCACUAAAGAAAAUACUAGGAAAGAUGCUAAAAAUCUGCCUCAGCUUCUACAGCCUCACAUUUAACUGCUCAUUGUAACCUGUAGUUUGAGCUGUGUUGUUUCCAUCUGUGGUUUGGAUCAACAUGAGCAGCUUUUGUUUGUUGACAGUCAGUGGAUUGAGCUCGCUAAGUGCGCAGCAGCAACUGAGGCUCUUAUUAUCCUGGUAGCUAACGUUAGCUCCACAGCUGCUGCUGCUGCUGCUGUGUGUGGCCAGCCAGCCCUGCCUGCAUUAUCCACCGGACAGCUUCUUUUUACUCAAGACACAGCAACAUGAAUCUGUUCCGUCUCGUGUGCCGCCACAAGACAGCCCUGGUUAUUGGAACAGUUUGCAGCUUUGCCAUAGUUCUUGUCUUCUUGGCCAAAUGUACCUCAGAAACCUUGAAGCAGGGACACCCAGGUCCCCCAGGCCAGGCUCCCCGUGCCAACGCUUUGCAAUCCCAUCCAGAGCAGCAUAAUCCUCCCUCUACAGUGAAAGACUCUGCAUUCCUUGUGGUCCUCAUCACAACUGGACCUAAGUACACAGAGCGGAGGAGUAUCAUCCGAAGCACCUGGCUUGCUAAGCGGGACUCUGAUGUUCUGGCCAUGUUUGUGGUGGGAACUCAGGGCCUUCCCAGUGAGGACCUUCAGAACCUUAACACAGAGCAAGGACGCCACAAAGACCUGCUCUUACUGCCUGACUUACGAGAUUCGUACGAGAACUUAACACUGAAGCUGAUCCACAUGUACUCCUGGCUGGACCAGAAUGUGGAAUUCAAGUUUGUUCUUAAAGCAGACGAUGACACGUUUGCUCGCUUGGACCUGCUUAAAGAGGAGCUGAAGGGGAAAGAGCCCAGCCAGUUGUACUGGGGCUUCUUCUCAGGGAGGGGCCGAGUGAAAACAGCCGGCAAGUGGCGGGAAAGUGCUUGGGAGCUUUGUGACUACUACUUACCGUACGCACUGGGUGGGGGCUACGUCCUCUCAGCUGACUUGGUACAUUAUGUACAUCUGAAUGCUGCUUACUUUAAGACGUGGCAGAGUGAAGAUGUGUCACUUGGCGCCUGGUUGGCACCAGUUGACGUUCGCCGGACACAUGACCCACGCUUUGACACAGAGUAUAAGUCACGUGGUUGCAACAACAAAUAUUUGGUAACGCAUAAGCAGAGCUUGGAGGACAUGUUGGAAAAACACCAGACUCUGCAGCGUGACGGCAGGCUGUGCAAAGAGGAAGUCAAGCUACGAUUGUCAUACAUCUAUGACUGGAGCGUGCCACCCUCGCAGUGUUGCCAAAGGAAGGAUGGCAUCCCUUAGCUUUUGUCUUUUUACAUGGUAGAAACUGGUUUUUAAUUGAUGUCCUCUAAAUAUGUACAGCAGUAAGGGAUAGUGUCUGUGAAUCCAUGAUGUCAAAGAAGCCACAGAUGACUUUGUGUUCCUCGUGGUUACUGUGUGGUAGGGCUGUGACUUUUUAAUCCGAAAUUCAGAUAUCAAUUCAAACUUGGGAGGGAGAUUUCAAAGUCACAACUUAAAAUCCUGUUUGAGUUUAAAAUAGACAUCCUAGAAGCCCAUCAGACCUUUUAAGUUAGCUGAAUGCCCCCUUGGCCCAUCAGAAAAAUAAGAAGACGAGCAGACAAUCACGGCCAAGGCAUCUGGAAAACAGCAUGUGUAGGUAUUUUGAGUGCUGUAACAUAGAUAGCAAAGUAAUGAACAAAUCUGCCGACUGACCUGCUAGUUUAGCUGUUAGCUUCACCCAAGUGAAGCGGCGGAGGAAGCCUCACGGACAACUUUCCGUAAUAAUAAAUCAUGUCACAUUUCUGUAUGUGUGAGGGGAAAUAUUCAAAUAUGUAUGUCAUGAAAUAUUAUUUCGAAAACAUGACAGCCUAAUGUAGAUUAACAGAGCCUGGGAUUGACGACCGCCUCUGCCACUGAUCCACGGCUGCCCCAUAUUGUGUCAUAAUGUUUUGUGUCAUAAUAAGCACCCGAGGGUUAAAAAACAUGAUAAAUGCUAUGCUCGUUAUUGCCUUAGGUUUAGGUAAUUUGUCCUGUAAAUUGAGUGAUCAUUUGGCAAAGAUGAAAACAGAAUAAGCAAGGCUUGAAGGGGAUAAAAAAUAUAUAUAAAAUAAGUGGUGUUGUUUUGUCUGAUACUGUUACAGUGUUCAAUUUUAAAAGCAUGUCAAGUUAAAAACAGAAAACUUUCUUAGUCAGAAAACAGGGCCGUUAAUUGCCACAAAUUAAGUGCCGCAUUUAAAAAAACUGAUUUUUUUCUAUCAAAACGGGGUUUUACGUUGA
Molecule: messenger RNA, 2330 nt
Organism: Solea senegalensis (Senegalese sole)
Lineage: Eukaryota; Metazoa; Chordata; Actinopteri; Pleuronectiformes; Soleidae
Gene: b3galt6
Product: UDP-Gal:betaGal beta 1,3-galactosyltransferase polypeptide 6
Exons: 2
Coding region: 339-1355 (338 amino acids)
Biological process (GO): glycosaminoglycan biosynthetic process
Cellular component (GO): membrane
Molecular function (GO): UDP-galactosyltransferase activity
Source: RefSeq, a predicted model, not a curated record